AUGGCUACUAAGCCGGAGAAUGCAUCUCUUCCAAUAUACGUCUUUCCAGAUGAACAAACCGGCGCAUUGACUUCCAUUUCCUAUCGCGAGUUCGGUAGAGCUACUCAUCGAAUAGCCCAUGCACUCCGACCCAGUCGUACUGGAGUUGAAGGCGAGGUAACCGCAAUAGUUGUUCACACAGACACCCUCCUGUAUACAACUUUAAUAGCCGGUCUGAUGAUUGCAGGGAUCGUGCCGUUUCCUAUGUCUCCUCGCAACCCACCGCAGGUCAUAGUAGAUUUACUUCUCCGGACAUGUUGCCGUCGUAUAGCAUCCAUCACCCCGAACCACGCCGCUCUCCUUGAUGAUGUCCAGCGCCUUAUGGGGAAUAGUGGCACCACUCUGACAAUCAUCGAGAUACCCCCCAUAUCAGAAGUUUACCCUCAUUUGGGCAACGAAUCUCUUGUCCAUCCCUUUGUGCCAUACCCUAAACGCUCCACAAUUACACGGAUAACCGAGACAAUCUUGUACAUGCAUUCUUCUGGAAGCACCGGCUUUCCUAAACCUAUCGCCCAAAACCACAGGGGCCAACUGAGCUGGAUGAACGCCCCUCUGUUAUGGCAAUACCGGAACUACCCAUCGGUCCGUCUUGGCGUAAUGGCCCUUCCCCCGUUUCACAUAUUUGGUGUGGCCGCACAGCUGUAUGCAAUGCUUAUCGGUGUUACAGCAAGCCUUACCGGGACUAAUAUCGUCCUUUGCGUUCCAUAUCAUCUCGAACAGUGGGCCGAUUCGGAAGAAGCACUAAACACGCUACGAAAUACCGGAUAUGUUGUAUAUGGAGGUGGCCCUCUCUCAGAAAAGAAAGGAGAAUUUCUUGCCGCCGCCGGAAUACCGCUUGCACAGCUUUACGGUGCGACAGAGUGUGGUCCGGUCUCCAUUCUUCCUCCCCGAGACUCAGUUGUCAAUGGCAACCCAUACUGGCAGUGGGUCGAGUUCUCUGAUACAGUCAAUAUUCGCUGGGCUCCUCAUGACCUUGAUUUAUACGAAUGCCAAGUAUUGCGAUCAGACAAACUCCAACCAAACGUUGAAAACCUUCCCGAUGUGCAAGGCUAUGCCACUAACGACCUUUUUGUCAGACACCUCAACCCAGAAACAGUUAUGGAAAAUGUACGCCUUUUUUCGGACGAUGUGAUCGUUUUAUCCUCCGGGGAAAAGGCUGUCCCAUCGCAGAUGGAGACAAUCAUCGGUUGUUGUCCAUACGUAAAUGGUGCCGUUAUGUUCGGACGUGAGCGAAACCAAGUUGGAGUUUUGAUCGAACCUACCGUGGAUCAUUUCAUUGAUGUGGAUAAUGAGGAACAAGUUGCCCAGUUUCGAAACCAAGUAUGGCCAUAUGUGGAAGACGCCAAUGCAUCUGUGCCGACUUACAGUUGUAUCUUCAAGGAAAUGAUUCUUGUUGCUCGUCGCGACAAGCCUGUGUCUCGGACUAUGAAAGGCACUAUCGAAAGAAAGGCGGCGCUCCAAGUAUACGAGCAAGACAUCAAUGCACUUUAUGACGUCGUCGGACUCAGCCACGAAGUUGGCGACAAUACCUUACCAUCACAAUGGACAGAGAACGGGCUAGCCUCCUGGCUGUUAUCGCAGGCCACGAAUGUUAGGACGGAUCUAAAACCAACUGUAGAUUUAUUCGCGCAGGGCUUUGACAGCUUGAGUGCCACGUACCUUAGGAAUCGGCUCAUCAGCGCCCUGAAGAGAUCAUGUGAAGUAAGAAUUCAGAGCAUUUCCUGCCUCAUCACCCAAAACAUCAUCUUUGAGAACCCCACUAUUCAUUCACUAGCACGGAAGGUUGCCGCCCUUAUUGCAUGCGCGGAUGGGACUUCGGAGUCUGUACAAAACUCGCACGUCCAUGCAAUCGGGGCUAUGAUCGAAAAAUACUCAACCGGAUUUCUGAAGCUUGACCCUGACUCGAUGGAGAGACCUGCAAAGCGAGCCAGGCUUGAUGGCGGGCGUGUUGUGCUCCUCACUGGAUCCACCGGGACACUGGGAUCCUAUAUACUUGCCGAUCUUCUCGGACGGCCAGAGGUCUCGACGGUCUAUGUUCUCAAUCGAUUUUCAGCAGCUUCAGGAACAUACAGCAGUAUGCGUCAGCUGAAAGCAUUCGAGGAAAGAGGGUUAAAUACACAACUCCUAACCUCAUCGAGGAAGGUCCUUUAUCUUGAGGGAGACGUCUCUCAGGACAGAUUAGGUUUGACACCUCCUACUUACGAACGGCUCAAAUAUUCCGUGAACAUGAUCAUUCACAAUGCGUGGCGCGUCGACUUCAAUUUGGCCCUUUCCUCGUUUGAACCUAAUAUCCGGGGCACGCGGAUGCUUCUCGAUCUCGCGCUCGCUUCUCCGCAUGCCGCUUCUUUGCGGUUCAUAUUCGUUUCGUCUAUCGCAUCCGCAUUAGGUUGGGUUCCAAGUCAGGGUCCCGUCCCAGAGGAACUUCUCGGUGAUCCCUCUAUGGCAAUAGGUUCUGGGUACGGAGAAUCGAAGCACGUUGCCGAACAGAUCAUUGCCCGAUCUGAUCUGCAAGCUACAUCUCUCCGAGUAGGACAGAUUGCUGGUGGACCUACUGGGGUUUGGGCGACGACUGAUUGGGUUCCCAUCCUGGUCAAGUCAAGCUUGGCGCUCGGUUCGCUUCUUGACCUUCCAGGGGUCGUGUCAUGGACACCCGCGGACCGCGUUGCAGCAGCAGCUCUUGACGUUGCCUUGUCUGAGACGCAUGUUCCACUUGUCAACUUCACCCAUCCAAGGCCUGUUCCAUGGCGGACCAUCUUUGAGGGUGUGAGAGAUGCGCUUGUAGCUUCUGGCCAAACAAAACAUCCGCUGCCACUGGAGCCCUAUUCAGGGUGGAUGCAAAAACUGGAACGACGUGCCCACGGCGCGAAAGAGCGCGAUUUCAAAGAGGUCCCGGCGCUCAAAAUUCUUCCUUUCCUCCGAGGUUUCUUGCAGUCCCAGAAUGCUGAACCUAUAUCUGGUGAUGGGGAGGCAGGUAACGGCCUGCAGUUCGUGACGGACAGUGCUUGUUCGCUUAGCAAUACGAUGCAUAAUCUCUCUACACUGGAGUCCGAAUGGCUUGGACCAAGCCAUGCGCGGGCGUGGGUGAAGGACUGGAAUAGCAAGGGUUUUUUUCAAUAACACGCAAAGGUCAGUAGUGCACAUUAUCUGCUUGCUGUACUCACUGUCGUGUAAUAGAUAACCUGUAUGAGUGUUCUCGAUGACGUUCUGGAAUACCAUACGUAUUUGUUAUGACUCUACUAACCCGACCCCGCAUAAAGUCCGUUGUUAUCCGUCCAAUCGCCAAGUGUAUCCAUGCAAUCAUCAAAUGUAUCCAUGCAAUCGCCAAAU
Messenger RNA from Suillus subalutaceus, 3366 nucleotides. RefSeq names its product putative aminoadipate reductase. The coding region runs from base 1 to 3156 and encodes 1051 amino acids. Lineage: Eukaryota; Fungi; Basidiomycota; Agaricomycetes; Boletales; Suillaceae. The record is from RefSeq and is a predicted model, not a curated record. The transcript has 15 exons.